Morone saxatilis (striped sea-bass) is the source of this 775-nucleotide messenger RNA. RefSeq names its product cytosolic carboxypeptidase 4-like. Lineage: Eukaryota; Metazoa; Chordata; Actinopteri; Moronidae. The record is from RefSeq and is a predicted model, not a curated record.
ACAUGUAUGUUGAGUAAAGCUCUGGAGUCUCUGGUGAAGCCCUCUGUGCAGCUGAUGAGGAAGUGCCUUCCUAAAACUCCUCUACCACUGACAUCAGAUCAGUCUGCAUACACCUUCCCCCUACCUGGAAGACCUCAUACUGUCCCUGAUAUCGAUGUGACUCCAGAUGAGAGCAGUGAUGAGAAUGAUGAUGAGGAGGCUGAAAAUAACAAAGAGACAGACUAUGUAAGUGUGUGGCUCUAUGUGGCCCUAUAUGCAUGUUGGUGAUGGGCACAUCAGUUCUUUUCAGAAUACUGAAUCACUAUGAAUGGAGCUUCAACUGUGUGUCCCAAUCACUGAAGUGAAAGACGACUGAAUGUUCUGUUCAGCUUGCUAAGUGAACUGAGAACACUCAUUCAUGAACAAUAAGUCAUUGAGCUGAGAAUUUAGGUAGAUAAAGAUACCAACCUGCAAACUCACGUUUCAGUAAGCCAGAUCAUUUGGCUAAGCUCAACACUAAGAGAUGGCUCUUUCGGCUCCCAAACAACUUUUCAUUUAGUACCACAUCUGGUUCUCUUUUAUUAUAGUAAUAGCCACAUUUAUCAAUCUUCACCCGUUAUUGGUAUGUGUGCAUGUAUUUGCCUUAAAUAUUCAAUGUACUAAACCAUAUAAUUUUCAGAAUACCAUUGCAAGGGGUUAUACUACUUAAUAAUAAAGGUAAUUAAUCACUGGUGAUUAAUAAUACACUUGUAAAUGGGGCACCACCUCCGUUGUUUAGCUACUGGAAUGAUCCGGA